Thlaspi arvense is the source of this 495-nucleotide messenger RNA. Lineage: Eukaryota; Viridiplantae; Streptophyta; Magnoliopsida; Brassicales; Brassicaceae. The record is from the annotation of a GenBank genome assembly.
AUGGCCUCGACAUGCAUAGGUGAUUGUCUAAACAUCAAAAGUGACGUGGAUUGCGUUCGGCCGGGAACGACUUACGCCACCCUUUACAAGUGGCCGGAGGCCGAGGUAGAGUUCGUACGGUCAAUCAGCCGCGGCGGUAGCCAGAGCCGACGAUCCUCGGUGGCGGUGGAUAGCAUAUACUGUAGGCAAAUGUAUCUUAGGAGCUAUACUUUUUCAGUGAAAGAAGAUAAUAAAGAUGCAAGAGAAGACCAAGAUGGUAAUGACGUAGGUGACACAAGAAACGAACGUAAAUGUUCUAAAGGAAGAGAAGAUCAAGAUGGUAAUGAAGCUGGUGACAGAAGAAACGAACGGAGUUGUUCUGGAGGAAGAGAAAGGAAGAGGGCGGUGAAGAACAGUAGGAGGACGAGUAAAACGAUGCCGCAUAGGGCGUUUGUGGAAAGACUCAUAUGGAAAUGUUUCUCUUGUGUUUUCUCAACUAAGGUUAAUGUUGAAUAA